Hevea brasiliensis (rubber tree) is the source of this 6969-nucleotide messenger RNA. RefSeq names its product DNA repair protein XRCC3 homolog. Gene Ontology annotation, molecular function: ATP-dependent DNA damage sensor activity; ATP binding; four-way junction DNA binding. The record is from RefSeq and is a predicted model, not a curated record. Gene Ontology annotation, biological process: t-circle formation; telomere maintenance via recombination; resolution of mitotic recombination intermediates. Lineage: Eukaryota; Viridiplantae; Streptophyta; Magnoliopsida; Malpighiales; Euphorbiaceae. The transcript is spliced from 2 exons. Gene Ontology annotation, cellular component: Rad51C-XRCC3 complex; replication fork. Bases 76 to 981 code for a protein of 301 amino acids.
CGAACCACCGACCCAUUCGACCGUCCUCACCGCCGGGUUUAACAACACUGUCUCAAAGCCCAGGACUUUCCAUUAAUGACGCCUGAAAAUCUCCUCCACCAUCCAUUCCCCUCCCAAAAAUGCACCCUUGGUUGCCCCAUCCUGGACCGCUGUCUCAGCGGCGGUGUCCCAUGCAAUUCAAUCACAGAAAUUGUUGCCGAAAGCGGCUCCGGCAAGACGCAACUCUGCCUGCAACUCUCCCUCUGCGCUCAACUCCCAGUCUCCCUAGGCGGCCUCUCUGCUUCCGCUCUCUACUUCCACACCGAAUUUUCUUUUCCGUUUCGCCGCCUCAACCAACUGUCCCAUUGUUUCCAAUCUUUAUACCCUCAAGUUUUUAUUAGUGAUGCCGUUAAUAGUAGUAAGAAUGGUAAUUGUAAUCCAUGUGACAAUAUAUAUGUACAAAGUGUACACUCUGCAGAUCAACUGCUCGAUAUGAUGCCCAAGAUAGAAUCGUUUCUUGCAAAUUCUAAAACCCAUUUUCCUGUUAGGCUAAUUGUGAUUGAUUCAGUUGCAGCGCUUUUUAGGUCUGAGUUUGGUAAUACAACAAGCGAUCUAUGGAGGAGGUCAUCGCUGUUCUUCAAGAUAUCUGGGAAAUUGAAGGUGCUGGCGAAGAGAUAUAAUUUGGCAGUGGUGGUGACUAAUCAGGUGGUGGAUUUUGUGGGUUCAGGCGAGGGAGUAAAUGGAGUGAGGAUUGGAAAUUUGGGUAGCUUGUGUUCUUCUGGGAGGAGGGUUUGUCCGGCAUUGGGGUUGGCCUGGGCUAGUUGUGUGAAUUCCAGGCUUUUCUUGGCGAGGGAUGAGAAUGGCUUGGUGGAUGGGGAUGAGAGUAGUUUUCCGUAUUGGCAAACAACUAGGCGGCUUCAUAUUAUCUUUGCGCCGCACUUGCCCUAUUCGUCGUGUGAACUAGUCAUCAGGAGAGAAGGGGUUUUUGGAAUUGACAGAUAAUGGCCAGUUUUUGUACAAGAUUACUUCUUUUGAAGGGCAGCUUUUACCUCUUCAUGAAUCUUCCGAAUGUGAUCAGAAAUGCUUCCCCUUCAUCACUUACUCUAGCUUGUGACAAGGGUACCAAAUUAAGCACAUGUUGAGGUUUCAACCGAUAAGCAACUUCAAAAGAUGUCUUCUUUGUGCUUUGUUUGAUAGAAUUGUUGUAAGCAAAUUCAGCUUGGGGUAUGACUAAAUCCCAUGUGUUGUUCCCCACAAGAUAUCUUAAAAGAUUCUCCAAACUAGGAUUAACAACUUCUGUUUGGCCAUUAGUUUGUUGAUGGCAGGUACUAGAAUAUUUCAAUUCUGUUCCAAAUUUUCUCCAUGAAGUCCUCCAAAAGUGCCCUAGAUAAAGUGUGCCAUGUUUGAGAAACGAUCUACCACAACAAAGAUAGAAUCAAAUCCCUUCGCUGUCUUUGGAAGUCCCAAGACAAAAUCUAUACUCAAAUGAAUACAUGAUGCUUUUGGUUCAGGUAAAGGAGUAUAAAAGCCUUUGUUUUGAGAAACUUCUUUGCCAAAUAAACAAGCUAGACAUCUCUUCACCAAUUUCUCCACAUCCCUUUGCAACUUCGGCCAAUAGUAACGGCCAGCGACCAUUGUGAAAGUUUUGUCCCUGCCGAAAUAUCCUCCCAAACCAUUUCCAUCAAGUUCUCUAAUAAUUUGCUCCCUUAAAUACCUUCUGGAAUGCAUAACUGAUUUCCACUAACAAAUAAUCUUCAUGCAAAUUGCAAUCUAUAGGGCGAAUUUUCAGCUUGUGAGGAAUGUUGCAAAUUAGCAAUUAUGUUGCUGAAAUAAGGAUCAGAACCAUAUUGAUUCAUUAAUUCCUCAAAACUAUGACUUGAGUGCUCAUAACUGACAAAAGUAAAGAUUGCCUACUUAAGGCAUCAAUUAUAAUAUUCGAUUGUCCAGACUUAUGUUUCAAUGAGCAGUUAAAUUCAUCAAGGAAAGAACUCCACUUAGCAUGUUUAUCAUUAAGCUUUUCUAUAUCUCAAAGCUUGAUCGUCAAAAUAAACCACAAACUCAUGGUAAGCUAAGUAGUGUUGCCAAUGAUGAAUGGCUCUUACAAAGGGGUAGAACUCUAAGUCAUAAGUCGAAUAACGUCACUUGGAAUCAGACAACUUCUCACUGAAAAACUUUAGAGGCUUUCCAUCUUGGCUUGGAGCUGCUCCAAUUCCUACAUGUGAAGCAUCACACUUUACGACAAAUAAUCUCAAAAUCUGGUAGUGCAAGAACUGGUACUUCAGUCAUCAAAACUUUCACUUGUUCAAAAGCUUUUUAUGCAGAUUUUGACCACUCAAAUCCACCCCUUUUCAUAGAUUCUGUUAUAGGACUCAUAAUAGAACUGAAAUUUAAAAUAAAUCUCCUAUAAAAAGAUGCCAAACCAUGAAAGAUCCAAGCUUCCUUGGUGGAUUGAGGUGCUGGCCACUUAGUGAUUGCACGAACUUUUUCUGGAUCUAGUUUUAAACCUUUUGCCGACACAAUGAACCCAAGAAACACCACUUUUGAUUGCAGGAAAUUGCAAGUUUAGAUAUAGCUGUUCCCUUUGAAGUAAUUCUAUCACUUGUCUCUAAUGUUCUAAAUGCUUUUCCUUGGUGCAUCUAUAGAUCAAAAUGUCAUCAAAAUACACUACAACAAAAUAAUUCAAGAAAUGCUUGAGUACAUCUGUCAUGACCCUCAUGAAUGUACUUGGCGCAUUGGAAAGUGCAAAUGGCGUCACUAACCUUUCCAAUAACCCAUUCGGUGUCUUAAAAGUUGUCUUCCAUUCAUCUCUGCACCUCAUUCUAAUUUUGUGAUAUCCACUCUUCAAAUCAAUCUUGGAAAACAUUUUGAAACCCGCUAAUUGAUCAAGCACUUCUUCCAAUCGAGGAAUAAGAAAGGGAUAAAUGAUUGUAAUCUUGUUUAUGGUUCAGCUGUCCACACCCAUUCUCCAUGAACCAUCUUUCUUUGGAGCUAAUAAAGUUGGACAAGCACAAGAACUCUUACUUUCAUGCACCAAACCCUUCUCCAAUAACUCCUUGACUUGCCUUUCUAUUUCAGCUCGUUGCAUAGGAGGCAUUCUACCUGUAGGCAGAUUUGGUAAAGUUGCUUCCAAUACCAAAUCAAUAGCAUGUUGAAUGCUUCUUAAAGUGGUAAGCUUUUUGGCAUAUCCUCACUAACUCUUCAUAUUCCUUAUACAAUUGUUGGACUUUAAUGGGAAAUUGAGGUGAUUUGGAACCUGGUAACUUUUUGCUACUUUGUUUACUAAAGCAUACAUGACCCCUAUCUCACUACUUUCAACUUCAAACUUUUUAGCACUCAAAUACCCAUUCAUGGUGCUGGUUGUAGAACUCUUAGUUGCCAAUUGCUUUGCCUUCUUCUUAAGAGUAUACAAAGUGUCCCUUUUGUUGUCUUUGUAGGAGUAAGUAUUAGGCUUUGUCUUAUGAAUCAUAUGAUGAUCAAACAACCAAGGUCUCCCAACAAGAAUGUGCCCAACAUCCAUUGGUACAACAUCACAUAAAGCUUCAUCUUUCAUGUUACCUCCCAUAGUGAAUUUCACCAAACAUUGAGAAGUUACUGGUAUCUCAUGCCCCUUGUUUAACCAGCCAACCUUGUAUGGGUGAGGAUGUUUUAUUGUAGGAAGCUUCAAUUUGUCCACAGGCUCCUUAUACAUGAUAUUUUCCAUGCUUCUUCCAUCAAUGACAAGAUCACAGACCUUACCUCCAAAAACAACACAUGCAUGGAAAAUACUAUGCCUCUUAUAAUCUUCCUCUUCAUCUUUGAUUGUCAUCGUCAUCACCAUUUGUACCACCAAGUUUUAACCUUGGGCUGGAUGAACAUCAAUUUCCUCUAUCUCCUCAUCAUAUUCGUAAAAAAUUGGAUCUAACUUUUCCUCAAACUCAACUAAAUUUACCCUCCUUUGUGGACAAGUGAAUAAAGUAUGUCCCUUCUCUCCACAAGUAAAACAUCGAACCUGACUAUCACUACCUCCUUUAGUUGUAGAUGAACUAGAAUUAGUUUGUCCACCAUAAGGUACUAUAUUUUUCCCUUUAUCGCUCCUCUCAACAUUGGUUGCACCUUUGUUGGUUUUAUUAUUAUUACGUAUAGCAGCCUCCUUCCAGUUCCAUUGGCUUGUUUGAUACCCAUGUCCAGCCCCCAAAUUGUUUUGCCAAUUUGUUUUGUAUAUGGGUUUUCUAGCACCAUAACAUAAAACUCACUUUUCAGUUGCUAAAGCAUGAGCAUCCUCAAUAUUGUGUAAAUGAACUACUCCCAUCUCAUCUUUAAUAGAGUGAAUCAAACCAACAAGGUAGCAAAAGCAAGUGGUUCAUUACUUUUCAGACAAACCAACUCAAAUUGAUAGGUUAUUUAAUUUUGCAGUGUACUCUUGAACGGACAUAUUGUUUUGCUUCAAACAACAGAACUUCUCAUACAAUUCCAUCAUAUAAUCGGUAGGCAAAAAUUACUUCUGCAAAUUAGUUUUCAUCUGCUCCCAAUUGUCGAUUUUAGUGUUACCUUGUCGUGCACGUUGCUUUUCAACUAUCUUCCACUAGUGAAGUGCAGUUCCCUUGAAUUUAAGCUUUACAAAUAGCACCUUUUGAUUUUUAGCUAUGGUUUCCAUUCAAAGUAAUUCUCUAAACUAGCUUCCUAGUCCAAAUAAUCCUUCGCAUGUAACUGUCCAUGAAAAUCAGCUGCUUCAAUCCUUCACUCCACCAUUCAAUUUAAGAGCGUGCAGUAACCGAUGCUCUAAUGCACUUCAUAUCGCUUGAUUUUCGGGUCCAACUUUAUGAAAAGGGUUCACGUUCUCAAUUUCCUCUUCAAUCCUAAGAUCUUCUUCAAUCCUGAGAAUUUUUGGGAUUGGAAAAGGAAAAUUGGAAUUGUAAUUGGUAGUCCUUCUAACAAAGUUUGAGGUAUAAGUUUUGGUAAAUGUUUUAGGCUUCUUGAUAUCUAACAGCUGCUCUUGCAAUUUAGUCACAUCUACUGCCUCUGUCAAAGUUGCAGGCUUCAACAUCCUCACCAUCAACCUUAUUUCAUCCUUAAGGCCUCCCAUAAAUCCAGAAAGAAAGUAUGCUUCUCCCUAAUCAGGCAUCACCCUCUCCAUUCUAAUCCUCAAAUCCUCAAAGUUAUCCAAACAUUCCUAUAAACAAUUUUCUUGUCUCAAUUUCAUAAAUUUCUCUACAAUAUCUUCCAAUCCAAGAUCCCUAAAUCUCCCACAAAGUCCUUUCUCAAACUCCUCUCAAGUAUGAUUUCCCCAUUGUUCCAAUUGUGGAACCUAGCAUCGGCCUUAUCAAUAAAAAAUAAACUUGCAAUCCCAAUUCUUUGAUCUAUGGGAACCUUGUACACUUCAAAGUAUUUCACACAUUUUCUAAGCCAAACCUUAGGUUCUUUCCCAUCGAAAGCAAUUAAUUCAAUCUUAGGCAAGAAUGGAUUCAUACUGAUGAAAGAAACUAAUAUUUGAGGGAAUUUUUUGUAUAUUUCUUAAUGAUGAAAAAUGAUAUACAAGGCUCCUAUUUAUAUACAAAGAAUCAUACUUAAAUAGGAAAUUAAAAAAUAAGAAGCUAAUUACAAUAGGAAAUUACAAUUAAUACUUAAUCAUUUGUAUUCCUAGAAUCAAGGAAUUCCAACACUCCCCCUCAAGUUGGUUCAUGGAUAUUACAUAUGCCUAACUUGCAAACUAAAGUGUGGAAUACUUUGAUGCUUAGACCUUUUGUAAAUAUAUCAGCCAACUCCUCCUUUGAAGUUGCAUAAAUCACAGUCAAUGAACCAUCUACAAUCUUCUCCCUUAUGAAGUGGACCAAUCUCUAUGUGCUUGAUUCUAUUACAUUGAACUGGAUUAUAGACAAUAUUAAUUGCAGCUUUGUUAUUAUAAAAUAAAAAUAAACUAUUGGUCUCUGACAAUGUCAGCUCUUCCAUCAAUUUCUGCAACCACAAUAGCUCACAGAUGCUUUGUGCUGCACUUGAUCUAGUUGUCAUAUUUUGUUUCUUGCUUCUCCAAGUAACUAGGUUACCACUAACAAAGGUGCAAUAACUUGAUGUAGACCUAUCAUCAAGAGAUCCAGCCUAAUCUACAUAUGUAAAGGCUUUUUUCUGGAGUGACUAUGCUUUGAAAAAAGAAGUCAUUUUCCAAGUGCUUCAUUCAUCUCAUCUUUCUCAUUUGUUGCCUUUUUCGUAGAGGAAUUUUUUUCAUCAUAGGCAUGUUCAUUGCAUUUGCCCUCUAUAUCCAAUGGCCUUUUGGUUCCUGUCUUCUUCUGCUUGUUGCAUCCCAAGUGUCUUGAGAAUUUUCUCUAUCAUCUCUUUCAUCUUCUGAUUCAUAACUUCUUUCACUGCUUGUCGUUAUUCUUCACUAGCCAUUGAAAGAAAAAAAAAAAAAAAUCAAGGGUGCAAAAUUAGCAAUUUUAAAAUUUUAAAACAUAAUGUUUUAUGCAACAUGCAAGUUUUUUGUGCUAUUGCAAAAACACAUAUUUUAGGUUACAACACUUUUAACUCAACUGCUAAAAAGUCUAUUUGUCAUUGGGAAACUUAAACUUUAAAAUUAUUAAGAUAAAAUUAAGGACUUUACCCAUAUAGGCGCAGAAUCACAUUCAACACCAAGUCCGGGAAGAUUAGAUCGCCAAAAGUCGAUUAUCGAGUCUAUCCACACAAACAAGAUGACCAAAGCACCAAUUUUCAACUAAAACUCCUUUUGUGCUUCCUUUUCUUGUCUUGACCAAGCUUGCACAAAGAUGAAGUUUAGGGUUUUCUUGAUUUUUAAACUUAUGGAAGUAUAGAGAAAAUUUUUCUGCCUUUAAUUCAAGAGUGAUAACUUCAAAUUUCUCUUAAAUUAAUCAUAAGAAAGAAGAGAUGAGAGAAUUGGCUUGAGAGAAAAAGUGAAGAAGAAGAAAAGAUUAACAAAACUUAAUCUUCCAUUCUCUAACUAUUAGAGAUAUUUAAUUCCUUUUAAGGUCAAUUAGUGGUUGAUAACUAAUGAUUACCUCAUUU